AUGCCAAAAGCUUUGGAAAAACUCAACUCUAUAAUGUUUCCAAAACUAACGAAUGAUUUUGUGGGCGCUCUUGCCAAUAUUCUCCGUGUGUGUGGUUAUGAGAUCCUAAAUGGCAACACUCUCACACCCAUUUUCCCUGAUAUGUCUAGUAGCGAUGGUUCAGAGUUGGUCAGGUCUAUUCGAGAUAGCAAGAAGAUUCUUGACCUUCAGAAGUGUAUGGCCAUACCUGCUACUUCUGUAGCAAGUGAACGUAUUUUCAAAUGCCAGAUAUCUCAUUUCUCCUCUUAA
Messenger RNA from Funneliformis caledonium, 288 nucleotides. The record is from the annotation of a GenBank genome assembly. NCBI's taxonomy places the organism in Eukaryota, Fungi, Glomeromycota, Glomeromycetes, Glomerales, Glomeraceae.